AUGGUGGAAGUAGCUGUAAUUGGUGCUGGAGCAGCGGGAUUGGUGGCAUCCAGGCAUUUACUGGGAACUGGAUUACGUCCACUGAUUUUCGAGACAUCAAAGGCUGUUGGAGGAUCAUGGGCUUCAAGCAAUCCAAAUAGCAAGAUGUGGAAGGGUUUGACAACAAACUUGUCAAAACACACUUGUCGGUUCUCGGAAUGGCCAUGGCCAGCAGGCACUCCAACCUUCGUCCAACCGAGCGAGAUGUAUGCUUAUCUGGACUCUUUUGCCAACGAAUUUGUGGAUCCGGAAUGUUUCAAGUUUCAAUGUCAAGUCGAUUACAUUGGAAAGACAACGCCAGCUGAAGGGCAGGCUGAGAACAGUGAAUCAGAGCAGCUUUAUAGAGUAGAAUGGACAGAUUUGGCUACCAACUCCAAACAUAGCAAGGACUUUCACGGAGUGGUGGUGGCCACUGGCUUUUUCUCCAAGCCACACUGGCCCACAUUCAUGGACGGAUCCAAAGUAUGGAUUGACGACAACAAUAAUGCCGACAAUGACUCGGCCUCGUCUUCGCCAAAACUGAUACACUCCAGUGACUACACAAAUCACGAAGACUUUGCGAAUGAAACAGUUGCAGUGGUCGGGUCUUCUUUUAGUGCAUUGGAAAUUUGUGUGGACAUCUCCCAAUCUGCUAGUCGCGUGGUCAACGUUUUGCCAUCUGUUCCAUGGGUCCUUCCUCGCUACGUUCCUAGAAAUGGCAGCAUCCUCCCAGUCGAUUUGGCCUUGUACCAACGCGCAAAGGAUUUCCCACAAGUUCCGGAACAAACAGCCUUCACACCGGAAUCUGCUAGGACCAAGCAUGCCUUUUUGCAAUCCAUGGUCGGUGAAAAGCAACAAGACUCGCCGCUGGGGAUCCCAAAAGAUUGGGAUAGUCCACCGUCGGUGGCAAUUUCCGAUCACUACUUGGAUCUAGUAGUUGGUGGGGCAGUAGAGGUCAUCCAUGGUCGCCUGGAAGGUGUGGACAAUGAAACGGGAGAUGUCAAGGUCAAGACCUCGUCUGGGGAAACAGAUCAGAGCUUGAUUCUCCCCAAGAUUUCCAAGGUGAUUUGUUGCACAGGCUACGAAUGCAAUUUGGACGACUUUCUAGACCAAUCUAUCCUGGACACUUUGGAUUACAAUGGAACAGAUACUUUUAGCCCAAUGACUUUGGCCUGGGAUACCAUUCAUCCCUCCUUGCCCAAUUUAGCAUUUUGCGGCAUGUACCGUGGGCCAUAUAUGGGUAUCAUGGAACUUCAGGGAAGAGUGGCCGCGAGGUCAUUUGCAGGACAAGUCCCAGAGAAGCUUGAUGAUGCCCUAGACACAAGCAAGAACAUUCGAGAAUAUGAACCAAGAGCCCAGUUCCCCCAUUUCGACUACAUUGGGGAGAUGGACACUGUCACGGUUAAUGCUUUAUCUGAAGACGCUUUCCCAAAAGCCAAUGUGCAUCAAGGUGACAUCAUUUCUCCAGCAUUUUACCAGUCAAAGAGCGAAGAAAUUUCGAAAGCCUGUCAAGAGGAGCUCCAACAAGAAGUCUCCAAGAGUCCAGACCGAAUGCCACAAGUUGUUGCGAGUGCAAUAGUGGGAGAAUGGGACUUUGAUCGUAAUAUUGUCCACUUGUCCGAUAAGUCAUCGUCGCCAACUGGUAACAAACGAGAGCGAGUCCAUGGAACUAUCAAGUAUUCCAGAUCGAAGAAGCUCGAUUCGGUCAAAUACCGAGAGGAUGGAUUGUACGAACUUGCGCCAGGCAAGGAACUGAAUGUCUUCCGGGAGUAUGACUAUGUCGUUCCAGAUAACAAUGACGGGGUCUUGGAAAUAUAUUUUAUGGACGGCGGGGAACGAACGUACAUGUUCCUGAGUCUGAAAUUCCAAAAACAGGACGACGAAGGAUACUGGGUCGCAAGCAACGACCACUUGUGCAUCAAAGAUUUGUAUCAGGGAACAUUCCGAGUGAAGCUGGACGGUCUGACAGCAAAGGAGAUUAUCAUAACCUACCGUGUGGAAGGUCCCGCCAAGGAUUACGAGUCUACGACCAUUAUGACACGCAAGAAGACAAACUCAUAG
Cylindrotheca closterium is the source of this 2079-nucleotide messenger RNA. Lineage: Eukaryota; Bacillariophyta; Bacillariophyceae; Bacillariales; Bacillariaceae. The record is from the annotation of a GenBank genome assembly.